This is a messenger RNA of Micropterus salmoides (largemouth bass), 1744 nucleotides long. RefSeq names its product guanine nucleotide binding protein (G protein), beta 5b (gene gnb5b). Lineage: Eukaryota; Metazoa; Chordata; Actinopteri; Centrarchiformes; Centrarchidae. Gene Ontology annotation, biological process: G protein-coupled receptor signaling pathway; G protein-coupled dopamine receptor signaling pathway. Bases 128 to 1189 code for a protein of 353 amino acids. Gene Ontology annotation, molecular function: signaling receptor complex adaptor activity; protein binding. The record is from RefSeq and is a predicted model, not a curated record. The transcript is spliced from 11 exons. Gene Ontology annotation, cellular component: cytoplasm; heterotrimeric G-protein complex.
AGGACAAUCUCAAACCUCUUACCGCAAACUAACCACCCCGUCCCUGUCGCCCUACAUUUUCCUCCCGUGUCUCUCCCGCUCCCCUCUUCUUCUCUGUGUGUUGUUUUGUGGUUGUUGUCUCUCAAAGAUGGCCUGUCAGGGGCUCGUGAAGGGGGAAAGCCUGGCGUCACUGAAGAAGGAGAGCGAGAGUCUGAAGAAAAAGCUGGAGGAGGAGCGGGGCAAGCUGAACGACAUAGAGUUGCACCAGGUGGCUGAGAAGGUCGAGGCAUUGGGCGCUCUCUCCAUAAAGACCAGACGUGUGCUGAAGGGUCAUGGGAACAAGGUGCUGUGUAUGGACUGGUGUAAAGACAAACGUCGUCUUGUCAGCUCUUCUCAGGAUGGAAAAGUGAUUGUCUGGGAUGCAUUCACUCUUAAUAAGGAACAUGGGGUGACCCUGCCGUGCACAUGGGUUAUGGCGUGUGCUUAUGCUCCCUCAGGCUGUGCUGUGGCAUGUGGAGGACUGGACAACAAGUGCUCAGUGAUCCCGCUGUCACUGGACCAAAAUGAGAACUUGGCUGCAAAGAAGAAGUCUGUCGCCAUGCACACCAACUAUGUAUCAGGAUGCACCUUCACCAACUCGGACAUGCAGAUCCUGACCUCCAGCGGUGACGGCACAUGUGCCUUGUGGGAUGUGGAGAGCGGGCAGCUGCUGCAGAGUUUCCACGGCCACACAGCUGAUGUUUUGUCCCUGGACCUUGCUCCAUCUGAGACUGGAAACACAUUUGUCUCUGGGGGCUGUGAUAAGAAGGCCAAUGUGUGGGACAUGCGCUCUGGACAGAACAUUCAAUCUUUUGAGAGCCACGACUCUGACAUCAACUGUGUAAAGUACUACCCCAGUGGAGAUGCAUUCGCUUCUGCUUCUGACGAUGCCACGUGCCGUUUCUAUGAUCUGCGAGCUGACCGUGAGGUAGCCAUCUACCAGAAGGACAGCAUCUUAUUUGGUGCUUCCACUGUGGACUUCUCUCUGAGUGGUCGCCUGCUUUUUGCUGGUUAUAAUGACUACACCAUCAAUGUGUGGGACGUUUUGAAGGGAAAUCGCAUCUCUGUGCUGUUCGGCCAUGAGAACCGUGUUAGCAGAGUCAGAGUGUCACCUGACGGCACGGCGCUCUGCUCGGCCUCCUGGGACAACACUUUACGGGUUUGGGCCUAGAGAUUAUAUCAAUGUUGUGAUCCAGCGAAGACAGCACCAGCAUUACUGCAUGUGACUGCCAAAACUGCACGUCUGAAAUCAACACUACAGCAGGAGUGUGUUUAUACAAACCUACAGUCUGACAUGUCUCCUCUGAAAGAGAAUAUUAUCAUCGUAUCAUAACUGGAGGGCAGGUCUUCAUUUGAACAGACAGUUUAUCGAGUUUGGAUUCCUUAUCUUUGUCAUUGUUAGCUUGAUGACUGAAUUAUGUAAUUGUUAUUGCUAAUAUAGUGGAAUAUUAUUGUGAGUGUAAAUAGUCAGAUUUGACCGGAAGAAAUUCAACGAUUGUCUUGUAAAUGUAAAUCGGUUCACUGUCACCUCUCCUGUGAGGACCACACAUGCUGCGGGUGUACACGCUGUUGUUGUUUACUGUGGCUCUUUGCCAUAGAUAUUGUCAAGAUUCUUCAAAGGGAGAUAACUUUGAACAUAACAUAACAUUUCUCAUUUCAAUAUACAUAAACCUCAUCAGCUUAGGUAAAUUUUUUGUGAGAAAAAUAAAAAUGAAUUUUAAGUUGU